CAAACGCAAAAAGAACUAAAAAAACUACAUUUUUAUUAAUUUUAAAUGUUUUAAGUUUGUAAUUAUUAGUUUAAAUGUUUAUUUGCUUCUAAAAUUGUUUAAUUUUAAUGUUUUUCUUUAUUUUAUUGUAUUUUUAGUUGUAGUGGGGGUUGAAUAUCUAGUUACUUUCACGUUGAUGGUAACACGCGUCGCAGUCGUCUGGUGACUUUCGUGCGCGUCGGUCGUUCGUUCAAAACUUUUCAAUUUGCGCUUGUUUUAAACACAAUUUUAAACAUUAAACAUUUUAAAACCAACGCAGACAAGACUCAAGUUUAUAAAGAAAUAGUUUUUAGUAUUGUUGCAAAACAUGGUGUCGAAUAAUCGUGCAGAAAAGAUUCUAGAAGGCUUCCAAAUUAAUUGGAUUUGCCUGAAAGACUUGGAUGGUGGCAAGGUGUUCUGGCAGGGCACCGAUGACCUCAGCCAGAACGAUCAUGAACACGAAGCGCACGUUCCGAAGCAUAUUUUGAAAUGUCGCGCGUUGUCACGCGAGUUUUGCUUCAGCUCCAAGGAAGGAAUUGAAAAGUUUAGACUUGAACAGAAAGUCCUUUUUAAGGGUCGUUGUCUUGAAGAAUGGUAUUUUGAGUUUGGUUAUGUGAUGGCAGAGAGUAAAAAUACCUGGCAGAGUGUGAUGCAAGGCCCCGAGUCGGAAAUGAUGCCUGCGUCGGUUUUGAAUGGAAAUAUCGUUAUCGAGACGAAAUUCUUCGACGACGAGCUGCUCAUCACUACCUCCAAGCUCCGGCUCUUCUACGAAUAGACUAAACACACAUAUUUUUAUAAUUAAUCAGUUACCAAGGGUCCAAUCACUUAAUUUCUGCACAAAAAUGACAAUUAUAGUGAGAACAAUCAACGAAAACCUACACCAAAACACAUUAGACUUAGCAUUUGUAAAAAAAAAAAACUUGUACUAUAAGUUGUUGAGGGGUGCAAUAUAGAUGGCAGCAGUGUGCGGGACGCAGUUGCCGCCCCCCUGGGCGCGCGUAGUGGCGGCGCGAUUAUGUGGGUCAGCGCAGUUCAUGCACCUUUUUGCGCGUCUGCGCGUGUGCCCAUUAUGUGGGUCACAUCUCGCCCACCGCCGCCGCAGCGCGCAGGGGUGGCAGUCGUUGCCUGGGGGCGGCACGCUAACACACUCGCGCGCGCAGGGAGACACGAUGGCGGCAGCACGGGUAGCUUAGCUAAACAAGGAUUAUCUACUUUCUC
Messenger RNA from Dalotia coriaria, 1236 nucleotides. It is a transcript of the gene PrBP, whose product is annotated as Prenyl-binding protein. NCBI's taxonomy places the organism in Eukaryota, Metazoa, Arthropoda, Insecta, Coleoptera, Staphylinidae. Gene Ontology annotation, cellular component: cytoplasm. The record is from RefSeq and is a predicted model, not a curated record.